GAAAACGUUUGUGACUCAGGACACGCCCCCAGUGACGUCAGCUGAUCGUAGGAACGUUCGUGCUGUGAUUGCUGUUUUCUGUCGGACCGUUUUAAACGGGACACCAACAACACAACUUGGAAGCAGCUCCGUUUGUAGCUCCGCGAGGAAGAUGAGCACCAAACAGGUGACCUGCAGGUACUUCCUCCACGGUGUGUGCAGAGAGGGGAGCCGCUGUCUGUUCUCUCACGACCCAACCAACAGUAAACCCUCCACCAUCUGCAAGUUCUACCAGAGAGGAGUGUGUGCCUACGGAGAACGCUGCAGGUAUGAUCACAUCAAAUCUUCAUCCAGAGGAGGAGGGGGAGGAGCUUCAGAGGAUCACGUAGGUGUAGGAGGAGCUGGGAGCAGGGUCAGAGGUGGAGUAAGGAAGACGGUGGUCCUCAGAGAAAGAGUCCUGGGCGUGGACAGUAUGUUUGGGUGUCCAGCAGACACUUUGGGGUCAGAGGGCAUGGGGGCGUCAGCGGCGGCAGCAGCUCCUCAGUCGUACGUGGACGCCAUCAGGACUGGUCUGAACGCUUCAGCAAAGGAACAAGCCCCUCCUCCUGUGGGCGGAGCUUACCAGGACCUCCCCCAGCUGUGUCCCUAUGCUGCUGCAGGACACUGUUACUAUGAAGACAACUGUACGUAUCUCCAUGGCGACCUGUGUGAGGUGUGUGGGCUGCAGGUGCUCCACCCCCACAACCCUGAGCAGAGGAGAGCGCAUGAAAAGAUGUGUCUUCUGGCCUUCGAGGCAGACAUGGAGAAGGCGUUUGCGGCCCAGCUGAGUCAGGACAAGGUGUGUUCCAUCUGUAUGGAGGUCGUGGUGCAGAAGGUUAACCCGUCAGACCGCAGGUUCGGCAUCCUGUCGUCCUGCUGUCAUACCUUCUGUCUGUCUUGCAUCCGUCAGUGGCGCUGCACCAGAAACUUCAGCAACAAGAUCAUCAAGUCGUGUCCAGAGUGUCGAGUCAUCUCAGAGUUUGUCAUCCCUUCGGUCUGCUGGGUGGAGGACCAGGACAACAAGGACCAGCUGAUAGAGCUCUUCAAGUCUGGAGUCAGUAAGAAGUCCUGUAAGUACUUCGAUCAGGGUCGAGGUUCAUGUCCGUUCGGAGGGAAGUGUUUGUAUCUUCACGCCUUCCCAGACGGAACCCGGGCAGAACCCGAUCGGCCGAGGAAGCAGCUGAGCUCCGAGGGGAACGUCCGGUUCAUGAACGACGUCCGUCUGUGGGACUUCAUCGAGGAGCGCGAGCAGCGGCCGGCCCCGCCCAUGCCGUCCCUUGAUGAUGACAUCACAGAGCUGAGGGAGCUCUUCAUGCAGAUGUCAGGGCCGAGCGAUGAUGGGCCAGAGACCCCGCCCACUGCAGACCAGUAGACCAGACGGGACCGUGCCCUCUGGUUUCUUUGGCACCUGCGGCUCAGGGGGAGGUCCGACUGUCCGGGUGGCCAUGUUUGAGAUGGCGAUUCCUGACUGCUGAUCGAUGAUCGAUUAUUGAUCUGUUAUUGACAUUUUAUUUAUUGUGUAAACAAAUAAACACAGAGUCAGUGUGAGGUCA
This is a messenger RNA of Epinephelus fuscoguttatus (brown-marbled grouper), 1571 nucleotides long. RefSeq names its product makorin, ring finger protein, 2 (gene mkrn2). The record is from RefSeq and is a predicted model, not a curated record. Gene Ontology annotation, molecular function: ubiquitin protein ligase activity; metal ion binding. The transcript is spliced from 10 exons. Lineage: Eukaryota; Metazoa; Chordata; Actinopteri; Perciformes; Serranidae. Bases 152 to 1390 code for a protein of 412 amino acids. Gene Ontology annotation, biological process: protein polyubiquitination.